Molecule: messenger RNA, 1659 nt
Organism: Aspergillus steynii IBT 23096
Lineage: Eukaryota; Fungi; Ascomycota; Eurotiomycetes; Eurotiales; Aspergillaceae
Product: sugar porter family MFS transporter
Exons: 5
Coding region: 1-1659 (552 amino acids)
Biological process (GO): transmembrane transport; carbohydrate transport
Cellular component (GO): membrane
Molecular function (GO): carbohydrate:proton symporter activity
Source: RefSeq, a predicted model, not a curated record
AUGCUUAUUGGCAACAUCUACGUGAUCGCCGGCGUCGCCGUGGUCGGCGGCGCCCUCUUCGGCUUCGAUAUCUCGUCCAUGUCGGCUCAGUUGAACGAGAACUCGUACAAAUGUUACUUCAACCAGGGUCCCGAGGGACCUCCUUUUAACGACAGUGACAACUGCUCUGGUCCAGAGUCCCUGGCCCAGGGAGGAAUCACAGCCGCCAUGGCCGCGGGCUCUUGGCUCGGUGCUCUCAUCUCCGGUUUCUUGUCCGAUCGCAUUGGUCGCAAGUCCUCCAUCAUGGUCGGUUGCGUCGUCUGGAUCAUUGGUUCAGCCAUCAUGUCCGCGUCGCAGAAUAUCGGCAUGUUAGUCGCAGCCCGUGUCAUCAAUGGUUUCGCGGUCGGUAUCGAGUCUGCCCAGGUGCCUGUCUACAUCAGUGAAAUGGCGCCGCCUUCCAAGCGAGGGCGACUCGUGGGUAUCCAGCAGUGGGCAAUCACGUGGGGUAUCCUUAUAAUGUUCUACAUCUCCUACGGCUGCUCGUAUAUCGGGGGGCGCUCCGCCUCGACUUACAACCCUGCCGCUUGGCGGAUCCCUUGGGCGCUCCAGAUGGUUCCGGCUAUCUUCCUGUUCUGCGGUAUGCUCUUCCUGCCGGAGUCCCCUCGAUGGCUGGCGCGCAAGGACCGCUGGGAAGAAUGCCAUCAGGUGUUGGCCCUGGUGCACGCUAAGGGCGAUAUGCACCAUCCGUUCAUUGCGCUUGAAUUGGAGGAUAUUCGACGAAUGUGUGAGCUGGAAAGUCGAUUCAAGAACGUCACCUACUUCGAUCUCUUCAAACCGGACAUGGUCAACCGCACCAUCAUCGGCCUGUUCACGCAGAUCUGGUCUCAGCUGACUGGAAUGAACGUCAUGAUGUAUUACAUCACGUACGUGUUCGCGAUGGCCGGUUACUCCGGCGACGCCAAUCUUCUCGCCUCCUCAAUCCAAUACAUUAUCAACGUGUUUAUGACUUUGCCGGCGCUGAUCUGGAUCGACAAAUGGGGCCGACGUCCGACGCUGCUCGUUGGUUCCGUUCUCAUGGCGACCUGGAUGUUUGCCAACGCGGGGAUCAUGGGCGCUCACGGCGAGGUCGUAGAGGGCGGCAUCGAUGGCGUUGCCCAGCAAUCCAUGCGCCUCUCCGGCGGUGCAGCCAAGGGCCUCAUCGCUUGCACCUACCUUUUCGUCGCCUCUUAUGCCCCGACCUGGGGCCCUGCCUCGUGGGUAUACCCUCCUGAGUUAUUCCCGCUGCGUCUGCGAGGAAAAGGCGUGGCGCUGGCGACGUCAGGCAAUUGGGCCUUCAACACCGCGCUGGGGCUGUUUACCCCGCCAGCGUUUGCCAACAUCCGGUGGCAGACAUAUAUUAUCUUCGGAGUGUUUAACGCCGCCAUGUUUAUUCACGUGUUCUUCCUUUUCCCGGAGACAGCGGGUAAGACGCUAGAAGAGACGGAGGCGAUGUUUGAGGAUCCGAACGGCAUCCCGUAUAUCGGCACGCCGGCGUGGAAGACCCGCAUCACCACACAUCGCGUACAGCAGCUGGAGAGGGGCGAAAUGGACGCAAAGGGACAGCCACAGGUGGAGACUUCGCCGCCUGCGACGGCCAGGGCGACCGAGCAGGAGGUGGUUCACGACGACAAGGCUGUCUAG